Molecule: messenger RNA, 5660 nt
Organism: Hermetia illucens (black soldier fly)
Lineage: Eukaryota; Metazoa; Arthropoda; Insecta; Diptera; Stratiomyidae
Gene: if
Product: integrin alpha-PS2
Exons: 17
Coding region: 227-4867 (1546 amino acids)
Biological process (GO): cell-cell adhesion; cell adhesion mediated by integrin; integrin-mediated signaling pathway
Cellular component (GO): integrin complex; external side of plasma membrane
Molecular function (GO): integrin binding
Source: RefSeq, a predicted model, not a curated record
UUCAAGAUUUCAUGGGAGUUGCGCGCACGAAACGAGUAGAACGCAGUACGGUGGGUUGUUUCCAUCUGAGAUUGAGCCCACGAAGGAGUUUAGUGUGCCGGAAGUUCGCGACAGUUUCGACAUCCUUUUAACGAUCUUUGGUUUCAGUACAAAAUGUGUUAAACGAUCCGCUACUUUAUUAGAAUAUUUUAAUUGAGAAUAGUUUUAAUAAUAUAAAGUAUAUACAAUGAAAGUGCAUUUAAGUGUCCUUCUGCUGGUACUAUUCGCUGUAGCGAAUAGUCCUGCGUUUGCCUUUAAUGUUGAUGUUUUCAACUACAUCCGGCAUGAAGUGGAGCCCAAUUCAAUGUUUGGAUUUAGUGUUGCAUUACACAAAGAAGACUCGAGAGGAUGGGUCCUUAUUGGCGCUCCCGAAGCACAAUCCGGACAACCGUCGGUGGUACGCGGUGGGGUUGUUUACAGAUGUGAUAUCUCUGAAGAUAAUCGUUGUCAAGCAGUACCUUUCGACAGAAAUGGAAAUAACUACAACAAUCGAAUGGAACAAACUGAUACAAAGUCAAAUCAGUGGUUUGGAGCUACAGUUACCAGUGCUGGGAUCAAUGGUCCAAUUGUGGCCUGUGCACCUCGCUAUGUAUUCCACACUUUGAAUCCCAAGAAGGUGGAACGGAAUGAACCAGUCGGAACUUGCUAUAUGUUAAAACAUAAUUUUACUAAUUCCCGAGAAAUUUCACCAUGUCGAACAAGUUUCUGGGGAUACCAUCGGCAGGGAUCUUGUCAGGCUGGCUUGAGCGCAGCUGUAACGAAGGAUGGUAAACGUUUAUUCAUUGGAGCUCCUGGAAGUUGGUAUUGGCAAGGACAAGCGUAUUCAGUGAAUACGAAUGCGGCUUUUCCAUACAAGCCGCCAUUCUACUCCCAGUUUGGCGAAGGUCAGGUGUAUUCAACAGAUGUGAAUAAUCCGGAGAAUAAAGUCUAUUCUACCGGGGAGAGUACUUCUGCAGAAGAUGACUCCUAUUUAGGGUACUCGACUACUACAGGAGACUUUGAUGGAGACGGAAUAGCAGAUGUUGCUGUGGGAAUGCCUCGUGGAGGAGGAUUACUGGGAAAAGUUCUGAUUUUUUCGUGGGACAUGAUAAACCAGGAUAAUAUAACGGGCGAACAAAUCGGUUCAUAUUUUGGCUAUUCCUUAUGCUCAGUGGAUGUCGAUGGAGACGGAUUGGAUGAUCUUUUGAUCGGUGCACCAAUGUACACGGAACCAAACAACGAAGGAAAGUAUGAGAUGGGAAGGGUUUACAUUAUGUUCCAAGGAGUGACGGACAAAUUCAAAACAUUGGAAACUCGGGAUGGUACGACAUCACGAGGCCGCUUUGGCCUUUCGCUGACCUCUCUAGGUGAUAUGAACUUGGACGGAUACGGUGACUUUGCUGUCGGUGCACCUUACGAUGGGCCAAAUAAUAAAGGUGCUGUCUACAUUUACCAUGGAUCGAAAGAAGGUCCUCUCGCUAAACAUUCACAAGUCAUUUAUGCUGAAGAUCUAAACAUUCCGUAUUUGAGUACAUUCGGGUUCUCAUUGUCUGGUGGCUUAGAUUUGGAUGGAAAUCUUUACCCGGAUUUAGUCGUAGGUGCUUAUGAAUCAAGUAAAGCGAUUUUCUUCAAAUCUCGUCCAGUAGCAGUGGUUGAAGCAUCAACAGUUUUUCUAGCUGAAUCGAAACUAAUUUCACUUGACAAUAAGAACUGUAAAACUCCACGUGACCGCAAGGAAGCAAUUUGUACGAAAGUCAAGUCAUGCCUCAAGUACAAUGGUGUCAAUUUACCAUCAUCACUAUACCUCGACGUUUCAUGGGUGCUUGACUCAAAGAAGCCGAAAAGUCCAAGAAUGUUCUUUUUCAAUGACGAAGGUAAAAACAUCAAAAACUCAACUAUGGCGUUGUAUCGUGGAAAACCAGAAUGCCGUGAAGAAGAAGUGUACGUGACAGACAACCUUCGGGACAAAUUGACACCGCUAGAAGUUGAAAUGAGAUAUAAUCUUGUACCACCGGUACCGACUGGAAUCCGAAAGAAAAGAGCAACUCCAGAACCAGUGAUAGACUCUAACCUGGGUCUCAUUCAACGCGACUCAAUUAACAUCCAAAAGAAUUGUGGUCCAGACAAUAUCUGCAUACCGGAUCUUAGACUAUCAAUAAAGACUGUCGACCAAUAUCUCUUGGGAUCUAAGGAUCUUUUGAUAAUUGAUGUUCUCAUCUCAAACUAUGGCGAGGAUGCUUUUGAAGCGGGCUUCUACAUGAAUAUGCCUCAGGAUUUGAAUUUCAAAAAAAUUGAAAGAAUUGGAGAUAUGCGUGAUUCUCCUGUUACCUGCACCGCUCCGUCUCCAGCCACAAACCAUACUCUCAAAUGUGAUAUUGGGAAUCCUCUAUCGGCUGGUAAAGUGGCAAAUUUCAAAGUUAUUAUGAUCCCAUCACAAAAGGCCGGAAUGGCUCCAAGUUACGAUUUCUACAUGGAAGCCAAUUCAACGAAUCCUGAAAAGGAAGGAUCAGGUUUUGAUAACGUUAUCAAGAAAAGUAUUGGGAUCUGGAUUGAAACGGAUUUGUCGAUCGAAGGCACGUCUAUACCUGACCAACAACUGUACAACAUAUCAGAAUUUAAGAGUCUUGAGAAUGCAACGACAGAAAACGAUUUAGGACCUCAUGUUGUUCAUAUGUACAAUAUUAGGAAUAACGGACCUUCAACCAUUGCAGAAGCAGAGGUCUACGUAUUAUGGCCUUACGAAACGAAAGGAGGUGAGGCGUUGAUGUACUUAUUGAAUCAACCAGAGACCAGUGGCAAUAUCCAAUGCACCCCCACAACCUAUGCGAAUCAAAGGGAUUUAGUGCUCGACUCGAAACUUUCCCGGAAAAGUUUCUUAGAAAGUAGUGGCGCUGUAACUAGGAUAAAUAACGCGGCCUGGUAUGGACGACAACAAGGUGUUUACACGGAACAUUCUUCAUCUAGUUCUUCAUCAUCGUCAUCGUCAUCAUCGUCGAGUAGUAGAGGAUCAUCAGUACUGAGUGAGGAACAAAAGCGAAAGUUGAUGGCUGAAGAGCAUUUAGAGUCGAAGGGAGAUGCAUCUUACGUUCACAGCCAGCGUGCGCAGGAAGCAGCAACCUCAUCGGGCGGAGCAUCAGGUGCUUUCGUAGCUGGUGGUGGAAGGCAGGGUUUUGCUGGACAGAGACAACAUUCAUACCAAACAAGUUGGACUUCAAGCUCGAAAGAUGGCGGUCCACCAGUAACCUUCAGUGCAAGUCGAAACCGAACAGUUGUUCAAGGACCAGAUGGACAUUUUGUAGUCUCUGAAUCAAGCACUGAACAUGUUGGGCUUGCCGGGUUCGCUCACAGACCUGCGACCCAUUUCGAUGAGAGUAGAACCGGGUUUUCAAGUUCGCAAGCAUCGCAUUCUCAAAGCCAGGGAAACAUGCAGAGAGAACAUUAUGGACAACAACAAGGACAACAGUAUCGAGGCGGUGGUCAAUAUCAUGGCGCAAUUGGAGGUGAAAUUUCAAAUGAACGGAAUGUAGCUCAUCAAUCCAACCAGUUCCAAACUGCAAGAGGAGGUGCUGAUAAUAUGCAAUACCACAGGGGUUCCUCAAGUGGAGGAAGCUAUCGUGGUCAAAAUGAACACGGUGCGGCACAUGUAGUACAUACAAGCGGUCAGGAUCAAGCGGCUAUAUCUCAGGGAAGGCAAUUUCAAGAAGGCAGUUCGCAAGGUAGACACUAUCAGUCAGGUGGCUCUCAAGGAAGGUACUAUAGCCAAAGCGGAGGAGGUUCGCAAACUUAUCAAGGACAAGGCAACUAUGAAGGAAAUAUGAUUGAAUCGGGACGCGCAAGUGGUAGCGGAAAUAUCGCUCAACAGCACAAUUAUGAUUCUAUAGACUCAGAAGCACAGCGACGAGCGUACGCUAAACAAAGUGGGGCAUCUUCUCGUCGGCGUAUGAUGAGCCAACAAGACGGAGAACCACCACGAUCAGAUUUGAUUACCGGAGCGACGAGUUUAGAGGAAAUGGCUCAAGGUGGCCAGGGAUUUAAAGUGAGCACAUUCGAUUUAGGCAUAUCUAACCGUGGAAAUGUGGAUGAUGAGCUUCGCCGAAAUUCAGGUGAGAGUGCUGGCUUCUACUCGCAAUCACAUUCGGGUCAACAAGGUGGUGGAUCUUAUGGAGGAGCGAGUGGAGGUUCAAGUUAUUACUCACAAUCUCAGUCGCAAUCUGGAAGUAGCGGUGGCUCUUCUGGUGCCUAUCAAAGUUACUCUUCCUCGCACGGCUCUGCAUCGCAGGGUCAAUCAGGAGGCCACUACGAAAAUUAUGGACGGAAUGCACAUGGAGAUCCUAAAUUGACUUUGUAUCCGAGAGUUCGACGAGCUAGUGGAAAUUCAGAAGACGAUCAAGAUCGUGAACUUGAAAAAGCUUUACACUGCAAUAUAGUUCGAUGUGCAGCUAUUCGUUGUGUUGUCGGACCAUUGGCGGAUGAAGAGGGAGCUUGGAUUGCCAUAAGGACAAGACUGAUAGCAUCAACAUUACAUAAACUAGCGCCUAGUGUGCCAAUGAAUAUUUCCACACGAGCCGUUUCACGUGUCACGAAACUUCCUUAUAUUGGCACCCCGAAAGAUAUGCCAAUCAAAAGUCAUGAAAUUUUGUUCACAGCCACUCCAGAGCCUGUUGCGAAACCUGACGUGGUGCCGCUCUGGGUAGUAAUUUUAUCUGCGUGCGCUGGCGCUAUUAUACUACUUCUUCUUAUUUAUCUACUCUACAAGUGUGGUUUCUUCAACCGGAAUCGACCAUCCGAUUCGUCCGAACGACAACCAUUAAACCGAAAUGGAAACUAUCAUGGCGAUGAGCAUUUAUAAAAACCGACAUUUUUCAUAAAACAUAUUCUAUGCGAUAAGUUCUGGAAAUUUGUUCAUUUCAUUUUCCUUCCAUGAAGAAAGGCAACGAAGAAAAUAAUUUUGUAAAUGUUUUUUUUUAAUUGACGAUCAUUUUAAGCUACAUUAUUUCUAUUUCCAUAAAUACCAAUUGGAUUUUAUAUGUUCAAUUCUUUUCAAAUUUUUUUUUUUUUAUAAAUUAACCUCGAUUUUUUUUGUAUAUUUUCACUAUACUGAUUUUGUUUUCGGUGAAGAGAAUCUCAAAUUACUAGUCACGAGAAUUUUAAGAGGAAGAAUAUUAGACGAAGUAUGUUUUGAAGGCAACUGUUUGUAUACAUUCUAGAUCCAAGAAAGGAAGGUUUCCGUCUAUUUUUUCGAAAUACCUUAACUUGUCUGAAAUAGAUGAGUAUUUCCGUUAAGUUUCAUCUGGCAUUACUGUUGAAAGGGAAUAAAGUAAAGUUAUUAGAAAAAUUAAUUGAAAUAAAAAAACAAGAAUUGCCUCUUAAGCAAAAAUAAAAAAAAAAAAAAUGCAAUACAAGACGACCACUUACGAAACCAAUUUUAUUAAUUUGUAAUAAAGAAAUCUUAUUACUAAUAAGUUUAAUGCUAAAAUAACAAAAUUAUUAAUAAUUGCAAUUGUUUGCUGUAUGAGCACUUUGAAUGUACUAUAGAAUGUGUAAAUGUGAUUUAAAUUUUUUUAGUUUUUAAUUGUAAUUAUGUAAUUUGUUAUUUAUUUUAAUUGUAAAAAACAACAAAUAGAAAACUAACCAAGUAAAAA